This is a messenger RNA of Aspergillus puulaauensis, 1332 nucleotides long. RefSeq lists its product as uncharacterized. Gene Ontology annotation, cellular component: mitochondrion. Bases 1 to 1332 code for a protein of 443 amino acids. Gene Ontology annotation, molecular function: FAD binding; sulfide:quinone oxidoreductase activity. The record is from RefSeq and is a predicted model, not a curated record. NCBI's taxonomy places the organism in Eukaryota, Fungi, Ascomycota, Eurotiomycetes, Eurotiales, Aspergillaceae. The transcript has a single exon.
AUGAUGCGCCCUCAAUUGGCAUCUGCACUUCGGGCUGCCCGUUCAGUUAACCGGGGCUUCGCCACAGCGUCCCCCGUCACCUCAGCGGUGCGCAACCACAAAGUCGUGGUCAUUGGCGGAGGCACGGCUGGUCUGGCCAUCAGUCAUCAGCUGCUGCGCUCCGGUCGUUUUGUCAAAGAUGACAUUGCCGUUGUUGAUCCUGCCAUCUGGCAUCACUACCAGCCUGGUUGGACGCUGGUCGGUGGUGGUGUGAAGACCCGAGAGCAGUUGCGCCAGCCGCUCCACGGCCUGAUCGACCCCAAGCUCAAGUUCUACAACGAGAGCGUUGGCACAUUUUCCCCGGAGGAAAACUACAUCACGCUGGGCAACAGCAACAAUAUCAACUACGAUCAUCUCGUUGUUGCUCCGGGUAUCGCCCUCGACUUUGGGAGCACCAAGGGCUUGUCUGAGGCGCUGGCAGCCCCGGACUCUUCUGUUUCGACUGUCUACUCAUACGAUACCUGUGCCAGUGUAUUCCCCUCGAUUGAGAAACUGCAGAAGGGUUCUGCCAUCUUCACCCAGCCCGCCGGUGUCAUCAAGUGCGCUGGUGCUCCCCAGAAGAUCAUGUGGCUCGCGCUCGACUACUGGAAGAAGGCCGGAUUGUACAACCCCAGCAACCCUGCUGCUUCACCCAUCAAGAUCUCGUUCGCUACCGGCACCCCAACCAUGUUCGGUGUCCCCAAGUACAGUGCUAAACUUGAGGAGCUACGCAAGGAGCGUGGCGUUGAAGGGCUCUUCCAACAUGACCUGGUCGCCAUCGAUGGUAAGAAGGCCACCUUUGCUCGACCAAACGGAGAAUCCAAUGUCACCAGGGAAUUUGAUCUCCUGCACGUUGUGCCAAAGAUGGGACCCCACGGGUUUGUCAAGAACAGCGCCCUCGCCAACCCGGCCGGCUAUGUCGACGUUGACGACGCUACCACCCGCCACAAGAAGUACGGCAACGUCUGGUCCGCUGGUGACGCAUCCAGUCUGCCUACUUCCAAGACGGCCGCUGCAGUCACAGCUGAGGCGCCCGUCCUCGUCCAGAACUUGCUCCGCUCCAUCGAUGGCAAGGAGCCCGACGCGGCAUACGAUGGGUACACCUCGUGCCCGCUCACGACAGAGUACGGCAAGGUCCUCCUCGCAGAAUUCAAGUACGGCGGAGUCCCGAAGGAGACAUUCGGCAACUGGUUCGGUAUCGACCAGGCGAUCCCGCGAAAGGAGUUCUACCUGCUCAAGAAGCACUUCUUCCCGUGGGUGUACUACGAGUCGAUGCUGAGUGGCAAGUGGGGAGGACCCAAGGGCUGGCUGUAA